This is a messenger RNA of Pseudophryne corroboree (corroboree frog), 1002 nucleotides long. RefSeq names its product proteasome 20S subunit alpha 2 (gene PSMA2). Gene Ontology annotation, biological process: proteasomal protein catabolic process; ubiquitin-dependent protein catabolic process. Gene Ontology annotation, cellular component: proteasome core complex; proteasome core complex, alpha-subunit complex. The record is from RefSeq and is a predicted model, not a curated record. The transcript is spliced from 8 exons. The coding region runs from base 120 to 824 and encodes 234 amino acids. NCBI's taxonomy places the organism in Eukaryota, Metazoa, Chordata, Amphibia, Anura, Myobatrachidae.
CUCCCAGGAACUUCAUUUCCCGUCAGGCCAUGCGGUGGUGGUGACGUAGUGACGUACGCUACGUGCGCCGUGUUGCGGCCGCUCACACACAGGCACAGCACAGGAGGCGCAGAGAGAAGAUGGCGGAGCGGGGUUAUAGUUUCUCUCUGACCACUUUCAGUCCAUCAGGUAAACUUGUACAGAUUGAAUAUGCUUUAGCUGCUGUUGCUGCUGGUGCUCCGUCUGUUGGAAUCAAAGCUGCAAAUGGUGUCGUUUUGGCAACUGAGAAAAAACAGAAAUCGAUCCUGUAUGAUGAACAAAGUGUACACAAAGUGGAACCAAUUACCAAACACAUAGGCAUGGUGUACAGCGGCAUGGGCCCAGAUUACAGAGUACUUGUUCGGCGGGCUCGAAAACUAGCCCAGCAGUAUUUCCUUGUAUAUCAGGAGCCCAUCCCAACAGCACAGCUAGUACAACGAGUGGCGUCUGUCAUGCAGGAAUAUACACAGUCUGGUGGUGUACGGCCAUUUGGAGUCUCGUUAUUAAUUGCAGGCUGGGAUGAAGAGCGACCAUAUUUAUUCCAAUCUGAUCCUUCUGGUGCGUAUUUUGCAUGGAAAGCUACAGCAAUGGGGAAGAAUUAUGUAAAUGGCAAGACUUUUCUUGAAAAAAGAUAUAAUGAAGAUCUUGAACUUGAAGAUGCCAUCCACACAGCAAUUUUAACAUUGAAGGAAAGCUUUGAGGGUCAAAUGACCGAAGACAACAUUGAAGUUGGUAUUUGUAACGAAGCUGGAUUUAAGCGACUCACUCCUGCUGAAGUUAAGGAUUACUUGGCUGCUAUAGCAUAAAUGGCUUCCAGUUAGGGAGGUCGAUUGAUGUAGUUAUUUUUUUUUUUCUGCUACUAAAGGAUUCAAAAUGGUUUUGUUUUGCAGAUUUUUUUGCAUACUUUCUUAUUUCUACCUGUCCGACAGAUCUUUUUAAAAAUGACAUGGUAUAAUCAUAAUAAACAAUAUCAAUUAGAAUAAA